AUGUCUCUUCCCUACCCCCCGACAGCUCUCAGGAGCACCCAAGAUUACGCCGUCAUUGCCUCGGGACCAGAAAUCUUCCUGUACGACCCCAAGACAGACAAAGUGGCCGCUUCCAGCUCCAACGCCGGGACAGGCAACACCAAGCACACCGGCCUGAUCAGAUUCAUUGCUGUCUCUGAUGACGCCUCCCUCAUCGUCACUCUUGGCGACGACAAGUCUCUCAAAGUCUGGGACGUGAAGAAGGAAGGAGAAAAUCUGUCGUUAAAGUUGAGGAGCGACAGGACAGUGGUCAAGAAGGGGAGUGAUCUUUGUUUCGGUCCGGAUGGGAGUAUCAUUUUGUCUGAUAAAGUGGGAGACGUCUACUCAUACCCUCUCGACCCUAUCCCAGCCUCCGCCGAACGACCCCCUCAGCACGCCCUCGUGUCUGACCCUUCCCAGAACCCUGAUGCCACCUACCUACUCGGUCACGUCUCCAUGAUCAACGCCCACCUCAUGUCGGCUGAUGGAAAGAGGCUCAUUACGGCGGACAGGGAUGAGCACAUCAGGCUGAGUCGGUAUCCCAAGGGAUAUGUGAUUGACCGAUAUCUGUUUGGGUCGGACGGAUUUGUAUCUGCACUUCAUAUCCCUCGCACGCAUCCCAACACUCUCCUCGCAGCCGGCGGUGAACCUUUCCUCAACAUCUUCUCCCUUUCCCCGGCUCUUGCCUCUUCCCCACUCAUCGCUUCUAUCCCCAUCUACCCCUCCAUCCUUUCCCACCGUCGAGUUCGCUCUCACCUCCGGCGCCACAAGCCCGGAUCUCGUAAGCUCAAGCUCGAACCUGCGCACGAGGACGUGAAAGAGGAGGACAAGGCGUUCUACGAGGCAGAAGACGGUUACAUGCUGCCAGCUGGGCAAGGAGUGUGUGUCAAGAAGAUUUGGACUCUCCAAGUGGGAGAGGAGGUGGUGGUUGUCUUCUUCUCGGAGGGUGCGGCUUCGCUGCAUUCGUUCGUCUUGCCGAAGGAAUCCGAGAUCAAGGGGUCAAAGCCACAGGUCCACACACUUGCCGUCGACUAUCCGGUGAUUGAAUUCACCAACGUUCCCUCCUCCUCCACUUCGGACCACGUCAACCUCUUGGUGUCGCUCGAUACCGCCUGGGACGUAUUCAAGAAGAACCCUGGACCGGGGACGGAAGGUCGACAAGAUGUUGUUGAGAAGCAGGAUCUUUCAGAAGAAGAGAAGGAGAGUCUGAGGAAGGUGCUCGUGGUCGUCAAGGUCGCAAAAGACGGAAGUCUUUCACUUGAGCAAUCACCUCCCACGUCCCUCACUUCCUCCUUCCCCACCACAACCCCUUCCCAAAUCUCCCAAGCCAAUUUGUAUCCCCUCCUUGGCGUCCUUCCUCGCUGGCCCGGAUACGAAGAGGAAGAAGACGCUCCCAACUCUUCCGUCCCCGGCGGCGAGCCCAUCCCCGCUCCUGCCGCCGGCCCUGGCGGUGCGUACACCAACGAGGAGCUGGAAUCGAUGAACACCAAGCAGCUCGGGCGACUCAAAGCUUCAGGUGUGGAUGUGGGUGCGAUAAUGUUGAGGAGGAAGAAGGAGGCAAAGGAGGAGAACAGGAGGAUCCAGAAGGAGAAGGAAGAGAAGAGGAAGGCGAAAGCGGCUGAAUGGGGAGCUGGCAGUGGUCAGAAAAAGAAUGAGUGGAGGGGCGAGAGACCAGCCAAGAAGAAGAAGGUGGCGGAUGAGGAGACUGCCGCCAAUGAAUAG
This is a messenger RNA of Cryptococcus amylolentus CBS 6039, 1740 nucleotides long. RefSeq lists its product as hypothetical. Gene Ontology annotation, biological process: RNA (guanine-N7)-methylation. Gene Ontology annotation, cellular component: nucleus; cytosol; tRNA methyltransferase complex. Gene Ontology annotation, molecular function: tRNA (guanine(46)-N7)-methyltransferase activity; protein binding. Bases 1 to 1740 code for a protein of 579 amino acids. The transcript is spliced from 4 exons. The record is from RefSeq and is a predicted model, not a curated record. NCBI's taxonomy places the organism in Eukaryota, Fungi, Basidiomycota, Tremellomycetes, Tremellales, Cryptococcaceae.